AUGAAGGCCACCAUCUGUGGCGCCCUGCUUGCGCUCUCGACGCUCCCUCUGCUUCCCACCCCCGCCUCGGCAUCCCGGACGCUCAAGAUCAGCCACCAGCCCAUCGAGGGCCUGGUCAACGAAGACGGCAGCAUCAUCCACUAUGACUUCCUCAACCAGCGCUUCACCGAACAGGAGGCCUCCGAGAUCGACUUCAGGCGUCGCAAGCGAGACCUCUCGGGUGCCGGCUCCAAGCGCUCCCAGCGAGAGUGCCGCGACACCAAGCAGCAGUCCGACAAGUCGGGCCGCCACCACAGCCUCAUCGGCGGGGUCCUCGGCGGCGUGGGUGGCCUGGUCGGCGGCGUCCUCGGCGGUGUCGGACACGUCGUCGACGGCGUAAAGGACGGCCUCACCCACUACGUCGAAAACGGCUGGAUGCACGACCACAAGUUUGGCAUCGUCAUCGCAAAGGCCGAAAACGAGGCGGCCGACAACGAGUUCCUCGUCGACGUCAGCUUCGGCACGCCCGGCCAGACGCUCCAGAUGGUCCUCGACACGGGCAGCCCCGAGGCGUGGGUCUACAGCCCCGUCUGCUGCUACGGCAACAACCACUCGUCGUUUGACCCGGCCCAGUCGUUGACCUACCUCAACCGCACCGUCGUCGACGGCAAGGCCGUCCCCGCGCCUCCCGGCACCCCGGGCCAGGACUUUAACGUGGCCUACAGCAGCGGUUCGGCCACGCGCGGCUACGUCGGCCUCGACACCUUCGCCUUCGAGAAGGGCAAGUUCAGGGUCGAUGGCCUGCCGCUCGCGCUCGCCACCAACCUCACCGGCAGCCGCCGCGGCCGCCAGAUGGACGGCCUCAUUGGGCUGGCCACGGGCAGCGGCACCCAGGUGCCCGGUGGCUGGACGACGGCAUUUGAGGCCAUGUCGCAGCGCGGCAUGCUCGACGAGACCUACCUCACCGCCACGCUCGUCAAGUCGGACCGCAAGACGGGCCGCAACGGCGGCGGCCAGUACGUCUUUGGCGAGGUCGACAAGACGCUGCUCAAGGGCGACGUGACGUGGUCCAAGGUGCUCUCGGCCUUCUUCUGGGCGGGCUACGUGUCCAAGAUCAACAUCGACGGCCUCGUACUCGCCGAGGGGCAGGGCAACGCCACCAACCCGAUCCGCUUCCUCGUCGACACGGGCUCGGCCACGAUUUCGAUGCCGCCGGUCAUGGCCAAGGCCGCCAACGCCCAGAUCUACGGCAGCUACAAGACCGACUCGAAGAAGGUGCAGCUGCCCUGGCUCGUGCCCUGCGACACCGGGCUGAAGAAGUACGAGGCCAAGCUGCCAAAGGGGCAGCGCAACAAGGCGCUCGAGAUUACGUUUGGCACCGAGGCCUUUUCGCUGCCCAUCGAGGACUACGUCUUUUUCCCGCAGUAUCCCGUCCCCGCCUCCGAGGCGGGCGGGCGCGAAAACAUGUGCUACAGCGCCAUCCAGGAGGGCCUGUCGAGCUUCACGCUCCUCGGCCUCAGCUGGAUCAAGAACCACGUCGUCGUCUUUGACCAGGGCGGACCGUCGCUCUCGGAGCGCCGCGUCGGCUUCGGAAAGCGAAGGGACGUCAAGUACGACGUCUAG
Messenger RNA from Pseudozyma flocculosa PF-1, 1602 nucleotides. RefSeq lists its product as uncharacterized. Bases 1 to 1602 code for a protein of 533 amino acids. NCBI's taxonomy places the organism in Eukaryota, Fungi, Basidiomycota, Ustilaginomycetes, Ustilaginales, Ustilaginaceae. Gene Ontology annotation, molecular function: aspartic-type endopeptidase activity. Gene Ontology annotation, biological process: proteolysis. The transcript has a single exon. The record is from RefSeq and is a predicted model, not a curated record.